Molecule: messenger RNA, 3432 nt
Organism: Lactuca virosa
Lineage: Eukaryota; Viridiplantae; Streptophyta; Magnoliopsida; Asterales; Asteraceae
Source: the annotation of a GenBank genome assembly
UCCCUCACUCCAUGAGAAGAACACGAACACCACCGAUUUCCUUUCAUCGUCCCCUCCGUCAUCUCCUGUAAACCUGAGUCCCUGAGCCAACAUGAGACUUGCCAAUUAAAUUCAUCGCAAUCAUCAUCCAUACUCUUUCGUUUGCAGAAAUGGAAGCCAAUAUGAUCACCAUUGGCCUCCUCCUUCUCCUUCCUCUUGUUUUUGCUGAGGGAGGAGUUUCCACUUCUGCACCCAAUGAUGAAAUUUCGUCACUUCUCUCUAUCAAAUCCGCCAUUGUCGAUUCCUUAAGUUAUCUCACAGACUGGAACUCCUCAUCGUCUUCAUCCCACUGCAACUGGACUGGAGUUUCAUGCAAUGAUAAUGGCUUUGUUGAAAGGCUUGAUCUUUCAAACAUGAAUCUCACCGGAAACAUUUCCGAGGAUUUCCAAAACUUCCAUCAUCUUUCUUUCCUCAACAUUUCCUCAAAUGGGUUCACCACUACUCUCCCAAAAUCACUCUCGAAUCUCACUUCGCUCGUUACCAUCGACGUUAGUCAAAACGAUUUUGUCGGAGAAUUCCCGGAAGGUUUCGGAAUGGGAGCAACAAGCUUGAAAACCGUCAAUGCAUCCAGCAACAAUUUUUCCGGGUUCCUCCCGGAGUAUCUCGGAAACGCAACAUCACUAGAGACACUUGAUUUUCGUGGUAGUUUUUUCGUGGGGUCAAUUCCGAAAAGUUUCAAGAGCCUGCAAAAUUUGAAGUUUCUUGGGCUCUCCGGGAACAACCUCACCGGAAGCAUUCCACCGGAGAUUGGUCAGCUUUCUUCUUUGGAGGUUAUCAUUAUUGGUUACAAUGAAUUUGAAGGCUCUAUCCCGCCGGAGAUCGGUAACCUUACCAAUCUACAGUACCUGGACUUGGCAGUCGGAACACUCACCGGUGCAAUCCCGCAAGAACUUGGUAGGCUUAAAAAGCUCACCACAGUUUACAUCUAUCAGAACAGAUUCGAAGGCAAGAUUCCUCCAGAAAUCGGAAAUCUUUCGUCGCUUGUUUAUCUUGAUCUCUCGGAUAACCGUUUUUCCGGUGAGAUCCCGGAAGAGAUAGGUAAUCUGAAAAGCUUAAAGUUAUUGAAUCUGAUGUGUAAUCAGCUAAAUGGUUCCAUUCCAAGUACCAUUGGUGAGUUGCCAAAUCUAGAAAUACUAGAAUUAUGGAAGAACUCAUUAACAGGUUCACUGCCGGUGAAACUUGGAAUGAAUUCGCCAUUACAGUGGUUAGAUGUUUCUACAAAUAUACUAACCGGCGAGAUCCCGGCUGGUUUGUGUGAUUCCGGGAACCUCACCAAACUCAUUCUCUUCAACAACUCGUUUUCCGGUCCUCUCCCGAUUGGUCUGUCAACUUGUUCUUCAUUAGUUCGAGUUCGCAUCCAGAAUAACCUCAUUUCAGGUAUGAUUCCGGAUGGGCUCGGUAACUUACCAGAACUACAACGAUUAGAAUUGGCACAUAACAAUUUCAGUGGCAAAAUUCCUCAUGAUCUCACUUUAUCAAGUUCUCUUUCGUUCAUCGACGUUUCCUCAAAUCAUCUCGUAUCAGGUUUGCCAUACAGCAUCUUGUCAAUCCCGAAUCUCCAAACCUUACUUGUUUCAAACAACUAUUUAGACGGAGAAAUACCGAGUCAGUUUCAAGACUCCCCGUCUUUAUCUGUACUUGAUCUCUCAAGCAACAGUUUCUCCGGGAAGAUCCCUGAGAACAUAGCUUCAUGCCAGAAGCUAGUGAAUUUGAAUUUAAGCCGCAACCGAUUGACGGGAGAGAUCCCAACAACGGUGGCAAGUAUGCCGAUGCUAUCCGUUCUUGAUCUCUCAAACAACUCAUUUGUCGGACGGAUUCCAGAGACUUUUGGAAGCUCACCGGCGUUAGAAACUGUAAAUCUCUCGUACAACAAGCUGGAAGGACCAGUCCCGAGUAACGGGAUGCUAAUGACGAUAAACGCAAACGAUCUUGUGGGAAACGACGGGCUUUGUGGAGGCAUACUUAAGCCUUGUUCCCACACGCAUACCAAGGAUUCUACACGCAAGAAACUUCACCUUCGUCAUGCCAUUUUUGGAUUCGUUUUUGGUGUUUGUGUGAUUAUUAGUGUUGGAAUCUUGGUGUUAAUAGGUCGGUGGCUUUACCAGAGAUGGUUUUUAUAUGGUUUUUUCGACGGGUGGCUUAUGAAGACCAGUAAGGAAUGGCCAUGGAGGCUCGUUGCAUUCCAAAGACUUAACUUCACAAGUGCAGAUAUCAUGGCGAGCAUCAAAGAAUCAAAUGUCAUCGGAAUGGGUGGAAGUGGGGUGGUGUACAAGGCCACCACCCACCAUCCACCGCAUUCCACCGUUGCAGUCAAGAAACUAUGGCGGUCAGAGCCGGAUAUAGAAAACGGUGACGACCUGUUUGUAGAGGUGAAUCUUCUUGGCCGAUUAAGGCAUCGAAACAUAGUGAGGUUAUUAGGGUACCUCCACAAUGAAGCUGAUGUCAUGAUGGUCUACGAGUAUAUGCCUAACGGGAACCUCGGGCAGACGUUACACGGGAAGCAAUCGGGCAGAAUGUUGGUCGAUUGGGUCUCGAGAUAUAAUGUUGCUUUAGGUGUUGCUCACGGGUUGGCUUACCUUCACCAUGAUUGUCACCCGCCCAUCAUUCACCGUGAUGUCAAAUCCAACAACAUUCUUUUAGAUGCGGAUCUCGAGGCACGGAUCGCAGAUUUCGGAUUGGCGAGGACAAUGGUUCGAAAGAACGAGACUGUCUCAAUGGUGGCCGGAUCUUACGGAUAUAUAGCUCCCGAAUACGGCUACACCUUGAAGGUGGAUGAGAAAAGCGACAUAUACAGUUUCGGGGUGGUUCUUUUGGAGUUGUUAACAGGGAAACAACCAUUGGAGCCAUCGUUUGGUGAGUCGAUUGAUAUUGUGGAAUGGGUCCGAGGUCGGAUGAAUCGUCGAGACUUGGAAGGUAUAUUGGAUCAAGAAAUAGCAGGGGAAUGUAAUUAUGUGCAAGAAGAAAUGCUUCUGGUGCUAAGAAUUGCACUUUUGUGCACUGCCAAGUUACCAAAAGAUAGGCCUUCAAUGAGAGAUGUGAUCACAAUGCUUGGAGAGGCAAAGCCAAGAAGGAAAAGUGUUUGUAAUGAUCUUGGUGCCAAAGAGAAACCCAUUUUCAACAACUCACCGGUUAUUGGUCUUUUGUAAGUUGGAAUGUGAAAAGGGUAAAUAGUUGAGUUUGUUAUAUUAAAUAGUUGAGUUUGUGACAUUGAAAGUUGAAACAAACUUUGUGUAGUACGCAUUGUAUUAUGUACAAAUUUCUGAAUUCUUUUUCUAUGCUCAUGAAUGAAUCGUAUAGCAAGAGCACAAGAAAGCAGUUAGCACGAAAUGGAAAGAAACGAGAAAAUCUUUAAUUUGUAUUCUGUGUAUUUUCUUUUAAACUAGAUCCAGUGAC